AUGGCGUUGUCGGUUACAAACCUCGCCUCUUCACUCUCUUCGCUCUCUUUCUCCUCCCAGGUUUCUCAGGGACCAAACACCCUUUACUUCCCCAGAGCGAACUCGGUGUUCUCACUUCCGGCGAAAUCAGCUCGUCGCGCUUCUCUCUCAAUCAACGCCACGGUGGCUUCUCCCGAGGCGGAGGUAGCGGAGGAGGAUGUUGAUAGAAUGGAGCUGAAGAAGUACGUGAAAUCUCGGCUUCCGGGAGGAUUCGCAGCUCAGAAAAUCAUAGGCACGGGACGGCGUAAGUGCGCCAUCGCUCGUGUUGUGCUUCAAGAAGGCACUGGCAAAGUUAUUAUAAACUAUCGCGAUGCCAAGGAGUACCUUCAAGGCAACCCAUUGUGGCUUCAAUACGUUAAAGUGCCAUUAGUGACACUAGGUUACGAGAACAGCUACGACGUGUUUGUGAAAGCCCAUGGAGGCGGUCUCUCUGGUCAAGCUCAAGCCAUUACUCUCGGAGUUGCUCGUGCCCUCUUGAAGGUAAGUGCAGAUCAUAGAUCGCCUCUGAAGAAGGAAGGUUUGCUCACUAGAGACGCAAGAGUCGUUGAAAGAAAGAAGGUUGGGCUCAAGAAGGCGCGUAAAGCACCACAAUUCUCCAAGCGUUAAAAGAGCUUUUGUUAUUUUUAUUGUUGUUGGAUAUUAACUCUUUUAAGUACACUACUUUGCCUCUAUUUCCUUUUCAAAGUUGAUGUGUAGAUGAACCAAUCCCUGUUUUAAUUUAAUAGAGUGCAAAAGUUGUUAUGAUUGUGACUCGUUUGCACUAAUCAAUCAUUCAGUUGUGAUCAAU
Molecule: messenger RNA, 826 nt
Organism: Eruca vesicaria subsp. sativa (arugula)
Lineage: Eukaryota; Viridiplantae; Streptophyta; Magnoliopsida; Brassicales; Brassicaceae
Source: the annotation of a GenBank genome assembly